Fundulus heteroclitus (mummichog) is the source of this 2432-nucleotide messenger RNA. RefSeq lists its product as uncharacterized. Lineage: Eukaryota; Metazoa; Chordata; Actinopteri; Cyprinodontiformes; Fundulidae. The record is from RefSeq and is a predicted model, not a curated record. Gene Ontology annotation, cellular component: membrane raft; external side of plasma membrane. Gene Ontology annotation, biological process: positive regulation of ERK1 and ERK2 cascade; interleukin-15-mediated signaling pathway; T cell activation. Bases 79 to 1659 code for a protein of 526 amino acids. Gene Ontology annotation, molecular function: protein tyrosine kinase binding; MHC class II protein binding. The transcript is spliced from 13 exons.
AGCUAAAGUCAUACACUCACAGCACCAUCUUGGACCGCCUCCUGAGAAGAAGAAAAAAAGAAUUCAAGCGUGACAAGGAUGUGCAGCAGAGAAAAGUCUCUCAGUGUUCAGCAGCUGAUAGAAGGACAGGAGAUGUUGGUUCUGGAACUGGUUCUGAUCGUUGUGCUUCAGUUUGAAGGCACCAGAGGAGGAGAACUUUAUCACAGAUCUGGAGAUGAUGUCGUUCUACCUUGUAACAGUCCUUCAUCUUCUUCCCCAUGCUCCAUUGUUACCUGGAUUUACUUCAGGGAUACAAGCUCAAGCUCUCUGUUGGAGGUUCAGGAUGGAAAAGUUGAUCAGAGUUCACCUCGAGCUGCCAGGUUAAAUGUGGACAGUAAAUGCUCUCUGAUCAUCAACAACAUCACUGCUGAGGAUGCUGGAGCGUACGCCUGUCGAUUUGGUUCAGGAACCACCUUUGAUGGCAGUGUGAUUCUGAGUGUUUUGACCAUCUCUCCAUCUCCACCAGGUGCUGAUCCAACAAAGGAUGAAGAUUUCACAUUACAGUGUUCUCUGGAGAGAUACAGAGGGUUGGGUCAUUGUCCAGAGAAGAGCCUCCUCUGGGUGGAUGAGACAGGAAGUGAGCUGCUUGGUGAAGGUGUUGGGUUCAAGUCUGGAGGACAGACUGGCUGUGAUUCUAAUCUCACUGUGAAGCUUCAGAGCAGCAGCAACAGAAGAUACACCUGCCAGUUUGUUAAGAACAACACAGUGAAGAUAGAAGCUCACUACACACCUGUGUUUAAAGUUAUCAGGGGAGAAGGAGUCCAUAUCUACCACAGAGCUGGAGAUGAUGCUGUUCUGUCCUGUAAAAGACCUUCAUCAUCUCUCUCAUGCUCCGCUGUUGACUGGUUUUAUACGAGAGCUGAAAACAUGGAGCGUCAUCAUGAAGUUCAUGGAGGAAAAGUUCAGAGUUCAGCUCGAGCUGCCAGGCUGAGGUUGGACAAUAACUGCUCUCUGAUCAUCAACAACAUCACUGCUGAGGAUGCUGGACGUUACACCUGUCAGCUUUGGGAUGGAGGACGCUUUGACACAGAUGUGUAUUUAAACAUGAUGAGCAUCUCUCCAUCUCCACCAGGUGCUGAUCCAACAAAGGAUGGAGAUUUCACAUUACAGUGUUCUCUGGUCAGAUACAGAGGGUUGGGUCCUUGUCCAGAGAAGAGCCUCCUCUGGGUGGAUGAGACAGGAAGUGAGCUGCUUGGUGAAGGUGUUGGGUUCAAGUCUGGAGGACAGACUGGCUGUGAUUCUAAUCUCACUGUGAAGCUUCAGAGCAGCAGCAACAGAAGAUACACCUGCCAGUUUGUUGAGGGAAACACAGUGAAGAUAGAAGCUCACUACACACCUGUGUUUAAAGGAGUUCCUGCCAACAGAACCAUCAUCAUCCUUGGAGCAGUGAUCUGUGUUUUCCUGCUGCUGGUGGUUCUUGCUGCUGUUUUUUUCAAACUCAGGAAAAUCAGAGUUAAAGAGGAUCACAGAACGACAACAGAAGAUCAAGAUUCAGCCCAUGAGAGUCAUCAUCAUCAUGAUGAGGUGUAUUCCAUUGUGACCUAUGCCACUGUUGACCAUUUUAAGGACAGAAUGUCUAAUAAGAUAAAGAGGAGGGUUAAUUUUAUUUCACCAUUUUAAACCAUAAAAUCAUGUGAAUGGGGGCCCGACUGAACAGCUGCAUUUUGCACAAGGUCAAACAGGACGAAGACUCUGUGACUUAUUCUUCUGUCAGGACUAAAAAUAAGACGGAGGUGAACAUCAACCCCAACAGUCUCUGCAACAGCAUCGCUAAGACAAAAUGAACCACAUAAGGAAAUAAAACAUCUCUUCACACCUCUGCCUUUAAUGGCCCUUUUUCCAGGAAGUGAACCAUUGAGUUUAAGUGUCAGUGAUACUAACGCAUUCAUUUAUAGCUGGUGCUGCACCGUUUGCUGUUGCAUUUUAAUGAAUGAAAAUACAAUCUGAGCAGAAAUAUACAGUUAGUGAGUUAUAUGAUAUAGCUUUGUUAUAACUGUGGACUGUAAAUAGUCAAACAAAGAGGUGCAACAUCAAUAUUCAGUAACUUGUUAAUUUAUGAACAGAUCUAAAAUAAUCAAAUGUAUUUUAUAUUUUAUUGUACCAUAAACUCAUCAUCAUUCUGUAAAAUACAACUUUCUGCCAGCAAAGUAGAAACAAACUCAUAUCCUCUGAUCUUUAGUGGUGUGCGAUACUAGGAAUUUUUAUUCGAUCCGAUACCAAGUAAAUACUUGUAGCAGAAAUACUGCUACAAGUUUGGAGAUGUUUACUUAUUCACCACAAAUAUAUGGUUUACUAAAGAAAAAUUAAAGUUUACAAAUUUUAGUCUUACCACUAGGGGUCAGCAGAAUUUACUUGAUACUAUAAGAAACUUGCUGUGACAACCAUGUAAAAAA